AUGGUGGCGGCGGAAGAAAUAUGUUCAUAUUUACCAGAGGAAUUAUUGGAGUGCACCUUCAAAUACCUCCACGGCGACAACCGCAGUUUCAUGUCACUCUCCCUCGUCUCCAAACAGUUUCUGUACAUCACCAACCGUAUACGAUUCUUGGUCACAAUCACCGAUGAAACCAUUCCUUUCCUUCCUCGCCUCUUCCACCGCUUCCCUAACCUCACCUCGCUCAACCUCGCUAUCGUACCCAAAAUUGUAGAAGAAGUGAACGCUCUUCUAACCCUAAUCUCCACUUUCCCUUUAGACAUCAAAUCGAUCCGUCUAUGCCCCAAACGCAUACUCAGACCCAUUCAGAUUCCUGCAAAUGGCUUGAUAGCUUUGUCUAAAACUAAGAAAAAUAUGACAUCUCUCAGUUUUUACCAAAUGGGUCAUUUCGACAAGAAGAAUUUAUUAUUGAUCGCUGAUUGUUUUCCUUUACUCCAAGAACUCAAUCUCUGUAAUCCCUGGCUUACUAGUGACACAGAUUUUAUGGUAGAUCAUAAGGAUCCAUUAUUAGCACUUCCCAAUCUCCGCAAGAUUAACCUAUCUGGUAAUUACAUCGGUGACUCAGACCAAUUUGCUAACUUUCUCCGCCAUAACUGCACGCUUCUUCAAGAGAUCACGCUGAGUUUGGGGAAUUUGGGAAAUAUGACUGUACUAGUCCUCUAA
Messenger RNA from Lathyrus oleraceus (garden pea), 699 nucleotides. RefSeq lists its product as uncharacterized. The record is from RefSeq and is a predicted model, not a curated record. The transcript has a single exon. Lineage: Eukaryota; Viridiplantae; Streptophyta; Magnoliopsida; Fabales; Fabaceae. Gene Ontology annotation, molecular function: protein binding. Bases 1 to 699 code for a protein of 232 amino acids.